GGAUGCAUCUCUCUUUGUGACUAGAUAAUGAUGCAAUGUGUGGCUAGAUUGGAUGUGGCAAUGUUCAAUGCUAUUCUUCGUGAAUCUGAUGAUGACAUUCCAACUGAUCCUGUAUCUGACCCUGUUAGUGAUGCCAAGGUUCUCCCUAUUCCAGCAGGGAAAGCAAGCUUUGGGGCUGGUGCACUACUUAAAAAUGCGAUUGGGAACUGGUCUAGAUGGCUUACUGACCAGUUUGGUAUUGAUGAUGACGACUCAUUUAAUGACAAGAAUGAUCAUGAUAAUGAUGACGACGACGAGAGCAAAGACUAUGAUGCGUCCUUCAAGUCAUUCCAUCUUCUAAAUGCAUUGAGUGACCUCAUGAUGCUUCCGAAGGACAUGCUCUUAAGCAGGUCAAUCAGAAAAGAGGUAUGUCCUACAUUUGGUGCACAACUGAUCAAGAGGGUACUCGAAAAUUUUGUCCCAGACGAAUUUUGCCCCGACCCACUUCCUGAGGUUUUGUUUGAAGCUCUGGAUUCUGAGGACCUUUUUGAGGCUGAGGAAGGUUUUGUCACGGACUUCCCGUGCAGCGCAACUCCAAUAGUCUAUUUACCACCACCAGCAAUUUCAGUUGCUGGUAUUAUCAGAGAGAUUGGAAGCCAAUCCCAGCUGACAAGAAGUGGGUCCUUGGUGCUGAGGAAAUCGUACACUAGUGAUGAUGAGCUUGAUGGAUUGGAUUCACCCUUAACUGCAAUUAUCGACAGCCCUCUGGCUUCUUCACCUAUUUCAACUAAACCCUGCUGGUUAUCCAAGGAAAAUGGUAGUCAAAAUGCUGUCAGGUAUCAGCUUCUUCGUGAGAUCUGGAUGACUAGUGAGUAGCAGUAAUGGACUUCGUAGAUUUGGUUCAUCCCAUAGUUGAAACAUCAGACAGCCUGUAGGGUUUAGCUUGAUAUCGUAGGAAAAGUGCAGUUAUAAUGCUGUGUAGAUGCAGAUCCCUUUGGCAAGGCAUAGACGAAUAAUGAGUAGCUAGCUAUAUGUAUAUGACAUGUAUGCAACAGUGCAUAAAUAAUUGGGAUCACUAUUUUAGUUGUAGAGCUGUGCUAGGUUUCUUUGUUGAUCGAUGUACUUUUCUUGAUUGUAUAUAUGAAAAUGCUGGUUUGAGAAAUUUGCCAAGUUACCU
This is a messenger RNA of Camellia sinensis, 1156 nucleotides long. Lineage: Eukaryota; Viridiplantae; Streptophyta; Magnoliopsida; Ericales; Theaceae. The record is from RefSeq and is a predicted model, not a curated record.